GUCGCCGUCUUAUGCUCGUCGCCAAAAGUCGCUUCUUGUCCCGCACUCAGAUCGAAAACUCAAAGUUUGCACAACGGUUCCAAAUCCAAAUCAAUAUCCAAACGGGAAGCAGCGAUCGUGCUACAUAUUAAAUCUUUAAAGAAAAAGUUUAAAAACAACAAAAUAUUGAAAAACCAGUGAAGUUUCUUGUUUAUUGGUGUUCUUCAGAUCAUGAAAUCCGUGAAUUUAUCUACAAGUUGGAAACUGACGCAUCAAGAUGAAGCGUAGAAAAAGCAGAAAUAAAGACCCGAACGCUGAGUCCACACGUUCCAGAACUGGAGUCAUGUCAUGGGAUUGUUAUAUAAGGGUUCCAAACUCCUGAACAUAAUUCUGGAUUCCCUGGAAGACCAAGAGGGUGGAGCUAUGUACAUAUCGUGCGAUGUCUCAAACGGCGGUCCUGUGGAACCAGAGACGGGCUAUGUGCCCAACAAUCCCCUGUUCGGCUUGGCGCUGGACAGCCCCCAGCAAGAGUGCGCCGCUUCCUGCGUCGGCUGCUUAUCCUGCCAGGGCAAUACCGCUCUGCCCAUCUCUUCGCUCACCAGCAGCGACUUCGACUGCGGCGGCUGCUUCGAUCCCACAAUUGGAGUGGGCGUUGGCGUGGAAGUGGGCGUGGGUAUCGGAGGCGGCCACAUCCAGAUUAACACCACACCGCCGGCUAGCAGCGGCAACGGGAGUACCAACAACGGCGGAGGAUCAUCGGGUAAUCCCAGCUACUGGAGCACCGACGAGAUGGCCUCCACGUUUCCCGGCCUCCCGCCUCUGGACAUUGAUCCGCUGCCCAGUCUAUUCCCAUUCUCGCCGUGCGGCGCCUCCUAUAAUUUCGCCGCCGGAAAUCCGCAUCAGGCUUCGCUGUCGUACACUGUGCAUCCCCACCAGAUGCUCAUAUCGCCCAAUUCCCACAAUCACGGCCAGAUGCACUCACAGCACCAGCAACUUCAGCAGCAAUCCCAAGCCCAGGCAUCGCACGGUGGCAACUCGCUCCUCCAAGGCGCCAGCGGUAACAACGUCAGCAGCAAUGGAGCUUCCAGCGGAGGAGGCAAUGCAGCUGCCUGUUACUACGAGACCGCUGGGGGUGUUCCACCUCCUCCGCCACCGACGGCGGCCAUGUAUCCCAGCAUGAGUGUAAACGUCAGCAUGAACAUGACUAUGCAUCACGGCUACGGAGCAUCCGAUGGCAGCGGUGUGCCGAUGCAGUGCUCCCAGAUGAACUGGACUCCGCCCAGCAACUCCUCCACCGCAGCAGCAGCGGCAGUGAAUGUCCUGUACCCGCCACUCCUGAGUCCGGGUCACUAUCCCACCUCAGCCACAUACUCCUUUACGGCGGAUUUCCGAGCACAAGCUCCGUCGGGCCUGGGUUCCCUGGCUCCGCUCACCGUGGGCGAGAAGGAGUCACCGUCGCCGCCAGCCAGCUCCGCCCUGGGCGGAUACUACCCAACAGGAGUGGGCAACCAGGGAUACACGCCGCCCCACAAGAGUCCCACCAGCUACCAGGCAGCCGCUCUUGGCCUGAGUCUAUCCGCCUUCGAGGACGAGGAGGAUAGUAACGAGGAUCCCGACGGAGACGAGGGCAGCAGUGGUGGGGAGAUGAAACCGAACCUGUGCCGGCUCUGCGGCAAGACCUACGCCCGUCCCAGCACGCUCAAGACCCACCUGCGGACGCACUCCGGCGAGCGGCCGUACCGCUGCCCCGACUGCAACAAGAGCUUCUCGCAGGCCGCCAACCUGACGGCCCAUGUACGCACACACACCGGCCAGAAGCCGUUCCGCUGCCCCAUCUGCGACAGGCGCUUCUCGCAGAGCUCCAGCGUCACCACGCACAUGCGGACCCACUCCGGCGAGCGUCCGUACCGCUGCUCCUCCUGCAAGAAGUCCUUCUCGGACAGCAGCACCCUUACCAAGCACCUGCGCAUCCACAGCGGCGAGAAGCCGUACCAGUGCAAGCUCUGCCUGCUCAGAUUCUCUCAAUCGGGAAACUUGAAUCGGCACAUGCGCGUCCAUGGAAAUAAUAACAACAAUGGCAGUAGUGGAAGCAAUGGUGGAACUGGAGCUGGAGCAGGAGCUGCCGGAGCCGGUGGUGGGGGCAACAGCCUCCUUACAUGACAAAAGCCACGCAGUGCAGGCGGUUUCCAGCAUUACCACCCCCCGCACACACACCCACACGGCCAUCCCCAUGUGCACCACCAGCAUCACCACCACCACGCCGCCCACAUGGGCAACUAUGACUACGGGAAUUACAGCAUCGGCGAUUACACUCCACCCGGAGCCACACAAAACUAUUCAGGGUAUUAUUUCUGCGCACUCAAUAAGCCGCCCAAGUUCGAGCGAUUCUACUAGGAGGCCUUGAAUCUGAGGGAUCCACAAGAGAAUAAUGAAUAAUUUAUUAAUAUAUAGGUAGUAUCUACCAGGUACUAGCUCUGAGGUAAUCCAAUUGAAGAAAAUAAGGCUUAACUGAAGCUGAAGUUUACAAAAAGUGACGAAAGUAAAGGCAUGGUAUUCCAACUAGAUAAUCCCAUGUUACACAUCAAUAUGAAUUGCUAUAAAACAAAUAUUUGGGUUCCUUUAAAAUGCUUAAAUAUAUACUUAUACAGGGGUGCCAAAGAAUUUGCUAUGGGUUAAAAUUCAAUUAAAAGUGUAAAAAAUUGUGCAGCUUAUGAAUUCCAGAGAACUUGUUCAAACGAUUUCCAAGCAAUUAAGAAAUCUGCGGCACACUCCGAUAACGUUUCCCUAGGUCCCAAAAUGCAGAUGAAAAUGCUCAAAUUGAAAUUUCAGUUAAAUCGUGGAGAAGCGAACAACUGUACUAGGCCUUAGGGCAACAUUGUAAAUAUAAAUAAUGUAUUUAUUACAUUUCGCUAGAAUAAUAAUAAUUAUUGUGUCCAAGUUAGUGUAUUCAUGAUAUAAUAAUGUAGUUGAAAAAAACACGCAUAAAUCUAUUCCAAAUUAGCCAACGAAAUAGGAAUUAAGUACGGACAGGAGUAUGAGUCAUGAGACGACCAACCACACAGCAGCACCCAAAACAUAUAUAAAACACAUAAUGAAAUAUAAAUAAUUCUAGUUUGUAGGCCUAAAUGUAAGACAGGUGCUUUGAUUUAAGCCAAU
This is a messenger RNA of Drosophila serrata, 3135 nucleotides long. It is a transcript of the gene gl, whose product is annotated as glass. Lineage: Eukaryota; Metazoa; Arthropoda; Insecta; Diptera; Drosophilidae. Gene Ontology annotation, cellular component: nucleus. Gene Ontology annotation, biological process: regulation of gene expression. The record is from RefSeq and is a predicted model, not a curated record.